AGCAUAUUCUGCCUUUUUUUCUCAGUCAAGCGUAUUUGCAGAGGACGAUAUGGACGUCACAUAAAUGAAGAAAUUAGAAUAGUGUUAAUCGGUAAAACUGGGAGCGGAAAAAGUGCAACAGGAAACUCCAUUUUAGGGGGGAAAAUGUUUGACUCAUCUAUCUCAGGGUCAUCUGUCACAAGUAAAUAUUCCAAACAACACGCACUUCGAUUCACUAAACGAAUUCAAAUUGUUGAUACGCCUGGCAUUUUUGACACUAGGCAAUCAAAUGAAAAAAUUCAGGAGGAAAUUGCAAAUUGCGUAGAUAUUACAUCGCCCGGUCCUCACGCUUUUAUUUUGGUAUUAAGCAUUUCCAGAUACACGGAGGAAGAGGACACAUCCAUUUUGCAUUUUGUCAAACAUUUUGGUGAUGACAUCUUCAAGUAUAUCAUUGUCCUUUUCACUCGAAAAGAUGAUCUUGACGAGGAAGGACAAACCAUACAACAAUAUAUUGAAACCGUUCCUACAGAACUAAAAUUGAUUAUUCAAAAGUGCGCUGGCAGAGUCAUCUCAUUUAACAAUAGACUUAACGGGGACGAAAAUUACGCACAAGUUGUAGAAUUAUUAUCGAUGAUAAUGAAAAAUGUAGCCAACAAUGAGGGCAGAUGGUAUACAAAUAAGAUGUAUUUUGAAGCUGGAAAACUUAUUACGGAAAGGGAAAAGAAGGAAUUGAAAAGGGCUAAAGAAGAAAAAGAAAAAGAAUUCAAAACAUUCGAAAAUAUAUUAGAUGAAAAGCAUAAAGCCAAGUUUGCGGAGCUAGAGAAAAGGCGUCAGAUGACACGAAGACAACUUGAAGCGCUGCAAAUAAAGGAUCAGCAAACUGAGAAAGAAUCAAAAUUGCUGCAGCAACAGUGCAACACAUUACAAAGGAAAUUGGAAUACAAGAAAAUGGAUCAAAAGAAAAAAAUAUGAAACCACACACUCCGUACCACCGCCUGGUUGGGAUGAAAAACAUAUGGUUAGAUUUUUACAAGUGUUGUUUUAGAUGGACACCCACGUCAUAGUAAACACAGUGUUUAAGAUGUAAUUCUUCAUCUUUUCUUUCACUAAAAUUAUUCUGACAAACAACCCAAUGAGAUAUUGUUUCUAGAUACAUCAAAGAAGAGAGAAGUUUUACUAUACGUGAACAUAAAACACUCAUAUAAUAAAUGUAGCGCUAAACCAUGAAGUAUUUUAGGGUGUUUCUACCACAGCAUUUAUGAAUACAAUUGUGAAUAUAAUUGACAAUCCUUUUUUUGUUAGUUAAUAAACAAGAUAUUUUAAAAAUAUCUUCUGAAGGCACUCAUUAACACAUUCAUAUGUUUGUGUUUUCUUACCCAAUUUUACAUUUUAUGCUUUAAUGAUACAUGUAUAUCAUUUACCUAGUGUUCUAGUUUACUUUCAGUGCAUGUCAUGUAACUGUCACUGUCUAACAAGCCUUUUGCAUGAGAUGUUUAUUUCAUGAUAUUCCAAUAUCACGCGUUUGACAUUUUGUUCUUGUUGGCAAUAUGGACACGCUUUUUUUUACUUGUCUAUUCCAUUUAUUAACCUUUGAUCGUUAUUAAAAAUUUGAAAGUAAGCUUUAGUUACCUAUUUAUCAAAUAUGACAACUGUAUUGCUUACGGGGAAAAUAUAUUGAUUAACAAUAUAUUUAACUUAUGACAUACUUUGACCAUGCAUUUCUGUAUUUUGCAUCUUCUUGCACUGUAGUUUUACUUACAUUAAGGGGUUUCAACAAACAAUGAAUACUGAAACAUUUAUUCUACCAUUCGUAUUUAUGAUACCAGCUUCCCAAUUGUCAAAUUCCGAUAUUUAUAUAGCAAUAUCCCUUCACCACCUACAUAGUGUGUCUAUGUCUCUCAACUGAUUCUCUAUGCGAAGGUAUGUUCUGCGUAUGUUCAAUUUUUUAAUCAAGGCAAACUUCUGACAAAUAUGUUAAUGCUACAAGAUUUUCUCGAGUAUCUUUUGAUGUAACAUUUCACCAAUUCUAUGGUUGUUAUCAUGAUCUAAGUAAAUCUAAGCGGUCACUGGGUCGAAUGUUGUCUGGUGUGUACCAUGCAAAUAGUUAGGCCGUUCAGCCCGUUCUUUACAAACUGAAUGUAACAAAGGAUUACUCUGUUUACCUAUAAGCAAUACAAAACAAAGAGGUGGGCAAACACAGACCCCUGGAUAUAUCAGAGGUGGGAUCAGGUGCCUAGGAGUAUAUAUAUAUAUAUAUAUAUAUAUAUAUAUAUAUAUAUAUAUAUAUGUGUGUGUGUGUGUAUAUUUUGUAAAAGCAAAUUAAAUAUACAUCCGUAUUUUCAAGCUGGUAACGAAGUACUUAGCUACUGGGCUGUAGAGACCCUCGGGGACUAACAGUCCACCAGCAGAGGCCUCGACCCCGGGGUCAUAAUGUAAAAUGUAUACAGUACCAAUUUUGAUGCACCAGAUGCGCAUUUCGACAAAUUAUGUCUCUUCACUGAUGCUCAACCGAAAUGUUGGAAAUCCGAAGUAACAAUGAAGUUUUAGAGCUAUUAUAGGGAAAAACAGUGUGCCAAAAAAGUGGAGUCAAAUUUGUCUAAGGAUAAGAGGUAUGCGUGAGGGAGAUAAUCCUUAAUUUUGAAAUGAAUUUCUAAAUUUUGUAACAGCAAUUAAAUAUACAUCCAUAUUUUCAAGCUAGUAACGAAGUAUUUAGCUACUGGGCUGUAGAGACCCUCAGGGAUUAACAGUCCACCAGCAGAGGCCUCAACCCAGGGGUAUAUAAAUAUAUAUAUACCGAUUGAUAGACCGGAAUUGAUGAUAGGGGCUUGACAGAGGAUGCUUACUCCUCCUAAGCACCUGAUUCCACCUCUGGUGUGACCAGGGGUUCUUGUUUGCCAAUCUAUCUUAUAGGAGUUUUGAGAUUGAUCACUGUUCGUUAUCUUCACCUUUCAUGCAUAAUUGGAAUAUGAACUGCCUUAACAUACCCGCGCAUCUUUUAAACUGUGGUUUUUAAAAGGUAGUGUGUAUUUACUCAGCAGGUUGUAAACAUUUGAAAUCUUCAUUAUUUUAAAUGAUUCAAUGAAGUGUAUUCGUUUUUUUUUUUACUAGAUCCUCAAUCAUAAGAUGAAUAUAUGACAUGUAAUAAAUAUUUCAAUUCUAGAAAAUAGGACCAAUUAUUUAUUAUUUUCGCCUUUAUAUACGGAUGUGUCUUAGAUUUUAGUCUGAUAUAUUUCGGCUUCCAAGGUACGAUUUGUCUAAUUCGUUAGCCCUGAUGUGCUCAUGCAGAGUAUUUAUUUCAGCAUAUUAAAUGAUUUGUAAUCAUUCGAUGUGUUGUUUUUGCAUCUUAUUUUCUGUUAGUUCAAUUUCUUUUUUGUAUAUUAUUAUUUUUAUCUAUAAUCCUUUUCUUCUUAUUUGAAUGUUUAUAUUUUGUUACUGAUACUUUGUAUUUUCGAAUAAUUUCGUAUAUUCGCUGUUCCAGUAUAGUCGAAUGAUAUAUAUGCUAGUAUUGACAAUGGUACAACAAUUUUGAUUGGUGGAAAUGUUUUAUUCUUACAUGCCAAAACUUUACGCAUUACAAGAAAGUCACGACAUUAUUUGAAACGUUAUAAUGAUAUUUGUGACAUUAUAACUUAAUAUAUGAUUUACAAAAUCUUCAUAUCCAUAAAGCAUUGUUCACGGAGUUUUAAGAUCAAUCAGGGGAAUAAGCUGAUAGGUCAGAACUCUAAUAUUUGUUUAGAUGAUCAGAAAAUUAUCCCCAAAGUUGGAUGAAAAAUGUAUUCACCACAGCUUUGUUGCACGUUUUAGUCAUUUUUUUUGUGUUUAAACCUCGUAUUUUAAUUACAAAUCAAAUUUAUUUAUCAAAACGUUCAUGUAAUAUUCAUUCAUACACUGUAUAGGUAUCCACCUUGGAUAAUUGAUGGGAUCAUUCUUAGAUAUCCAUUGUUAUUGUAGUUAUUGAUUUAUAUUUCAGUGGGAAAUAAACAAUACAUGUCACUCGUUUUUGUGUUUGUAUUUAAUAUGUUCGUACAGAACAAGCGCAAGAUGAAGAAAGUGAAGAUGGCAGACAGUGAUCAAUAACAAAGAUCCUAUGGACAAUACAAAAUGAGAUCAGUGCAAACGUGGACCUCCUAGAAUCCAAAGUGGAAGAUCAGGAAUCCCUUGUUGACAGGUCACACCUGCUAGAACCUAUGCCAGGAGUGGAGGAGUUGCAAAAUUCCUGUCCAAAGGAUCCAGGGGGAUGGGCGAAAUGACUCACCUGGGCACAGUGCACAGUAUUGGUCCUACACUUUGAUGGGCAAUGACACUAAAAAAGAAUAACUCUUUACACCAUAGAUAAAAGGAUGACUGAGAGAAAAUCCCCAAAUAUGGAACAAGCAGGAUUUCAAACUGCUCUGAAUGAGUUACUGGAAGAGAAUUUAAAUGUGAAGGAGGUUGUGACCGAUGUACAUCUAGAGACGCAGUUCCCAGAAAUAUACCAUUCACAUGACAUUUGGCAUGUGGCAAGAAAUCUUGGGAAAAAAUUGUAAAGGUAGCACAGAAAAAAGGGAACGGUAUUUUGCUGGACUGGUGCAAGGACAUAGUUAACCACUUUUGGUUUUCAUGUUGUGAGGCCAACACCUUUGAGGAAUUGUGAUUAGUUUAUCACCUGACAUGCUG
This is a messenger RNA of Ostrea edulis (European flat oyster), 4635 nucleotides long. Its product is annotated as GTPase IMAP family member 7-like. Lineage: Eukaryota; Metazoa; Mollusca; Bivalvia; Ostreida; Ostreidae. Gene Ontology annotation, molecular function: GTP binding. The transcript is spliced from 5 exons. The record is from RefSeq and is a predicted model, not a curated record. The annotation marks the transcript as partial.